CAUCAAUCUAAAGCGCUCACCUAGUCUACCAGCCAUGCCGCCAGCACUUCCAUUUAUCGAAUACUCCAACACCUUCCACCACAAAAGCUACCCGGCCAUCUCGCCAACACGGCCCGAGCUCUCCGCAGCCGGCAAGACCGUCUUUAUCAGUGGUGGCGGGCGCGGGCUCGGCACGGGGAUUGUCGCCGCCUUCGCACAGGCUGGCGCUAAGAAUAUCGUCAUCAUGGGCCGAAACGCCACAAGCCUGCAAACCGUCGCAACUACCACAGAAACAGCCUGGCCUUCGACUAAGAUCACGAUCGUUACUGGCGAUGUAUCCUGUGAAGUUGACGUUGCGCGCGCUUUUUAUGAAGUGAAGAAAGUGGCUCCAGACGGUGUCGACGUCGUUGUCGCGAAUGCGGGGCAUUUAGCAACAGUGGCGCCAAUUCCCGCCGCCGCUCCCACUGCAGGGCACAGCUCCACCGAGCAGACCAAAUUAGAUCCCGUCCUCAUGGACUGGUGGCGCGCCUUUGAAGUCAAUGUCAAAGGCGUCUUCCUUCUCGCGCGACACUUUCUCGCCUCGGCAAUGCCUAGCGCCGUGUUCCUGAAUGUAUCGGCCGGUGCCUGCCACCUCAACCCCGUACUCCCCGGCUUCUCGGCGUACGCUGGGUCUAAGAUCGCGACGGCGCGGGUUAUUGAGACGCUACAGGAAGAGAACCCUGCGUUUAGGUUCUACAACGUGCAGCCUGGCGUUGUGAAGACGGAUAUGUUGACAAAUUCAGGACUGCUUGCUAUUCCAGACCUGCCAUUAGAUGAUCGUGAGUGUUUCCACCGAAUAUAGCCGGAGCUAAUAAGCCUGCAGUUGAACUACCAGGCCACUUUAUGGUCUGGCUAGCCAGCCCGGAGGCUGAGUUCUUGAAAGGCAAGUUCUUAUGGGCCAACUGGGAUGUCGAAGAGCUGAAGGAGAGGAAGGAGAAAAUUCUGGCGGGGAAUAAUUUGGUUACUGGCCUGGUAGGGUGGGCCUGAUAUCCCUUCAAUUGGUUUGCUUAUUAUGAGGGCCUAUACUCCGUAGUCGCCCAAUCAUUCGAUUCCGAAUGCUAAAUAGGAAUAUGCCAACUCUGUUA
Molecule: messenger RNA, 1103 nt
Organism: Lindgomyces ingoldianus
Lineage: Eukaryota; Fungi; Ascomycota; Dothideomycetes; Pleosporales; Lindgomycetaceae
Product: NAD(P)-binding protein
Exons: 1
Coding region: 35-820 (261 amino acids)
Cellular component (GO): intracellular anatomical structure
Molecular function (GO): oxidoreductase activity, acting on NAD(P)H, oxygen as acceptor
Source: RefSeq, a predicted model, not a curated record